This is a messenger RNA of Mugil cephalus (flathead mullet), 3964 nucleotides long. RefSeq names its product calcium channel, voltage-dependent, gamma subunit 3b (gene cacng3b). Bases 1314 to 2279 code for a protein of 321 amino acids. Gene Ontology annotation, cellular component: AMPA glutamate receptor complex; postsynaptic density membrane. The record is from RefSeq and is a predicted model, not a curated record. Lineage: Eukaryota; Metazoa; Chordata; Actinopteri; Mugiliformes; Mugilidae. Gene Ontology annotation, biological process: postsynaptic neurotransmitter receptor diffusion trapping; transmission of nerve impulse; positive regulation of synaptic transmission, glutamatergic. Gene Ontology annotation, molecular function: voltage-gated calcium channel activity; channel regulator activity. The transcript has 4 exons.
GAGGCGUCGGGAGCGCGCGGCGAGCGGCAGCAGGACGGGAUCGAGCUUCAGUGAAAAUCCGAAUUCAUUCCGGACUCAGUGACUCAGUAUCUGAACCUCCUGCUCCUCCUCAGCGGGACCGAGCGGAGCGGAGGAGACUCCGCGUACAUUCCUGUUUGUUUGGACCGAGAGGAAGAGGAGGAGGUGGAGGAGGUGGAGGAGGAGGCUGUCAGCAUCAUUUCUCUACAUUUGCACGGACACAUCAGAGAGGAGACGUCUCUGGGAAGGAGGAGGAGGAGGAGGAGGUGCAGCGGGAGAUCCAGCUCCUGGAGGCUUCACACAGCCAGGACCACGCACGGAUAGAUUCUGAAAUAAUAAUAAUAAUAAUAAUAAUAAUUAUUAUUAUUAUUAUUUUAUAUUAGUGAGAAUAAACGGAGGCGGUGGAGUCCCGCCUGUGAGGAAGAGGAGGAAGAGGAGGAAGGACGAUGAGGGAGGAAGCGUCGGGACGUGGCCGCGUCUUGACGCUCCGCACAGACUGACCCGCAAUUUAUGCUUCUGCGUUAACUGACGCAGAGGCUACAGCGUUAACGCAGGAACCUUCAGAGCCUCCCCAGAAAUGUAGCUACGCGUCACGGCGACGCAGACCGACUCGAGCUGUGAUUGGUCCGCUCGGUAGGAGCGUGUUUACGGUUCAGUGUUUCCAGCCGCUUCUUCGUGUCCACGAUUUUAGAAUCGAUUGUUUUGGAUCAGUUAAGAAUCUGAAAGGUGAAGGAGCAGGUUCGGAGAAUUUGGCAAAAUUUCGGUGAAAGUUUCAGUCGCUGUUGUUGAAGUGAAGCAGAAAGUUUAAACAAAAAAGACACAGCGCCCCCUAGUGUUUGGGUGGAGUUGUUGUUACAGAGGAACGAGUAUAAAUGUCUUUAUGCAGUAAAGUAAAUUAGGCUAAAUGUAGCUACGGGUCAGAGCGACUCCGACCACAAGAGCUGUGAUUGGUCCGCGUCAUCGCCGCCAUCUUAGAGUUCGUCAUUUUUAGGAGGUUUGGAGAAACAGAUGUUCGUGUCCGACGAGUCGCGAAAUACGGUGAAAGUUUCAGUCGUUGUUGUUGAAAGUGAAGCAGGAAGUUAAAGAAAAAGACGCGGCGGCGCCUAGUGUUCGGGUGGAGUUGUUACAGAGAAAACAGUAGAAAUGUCUCGCACCGACGUAGAUUACGUCCGUGCGUAGGUCGCAUUACUAUAAAUCGGCUCUGAGCGAACAACCUGUGGUCGCUCCACAUCUCGACACCUGGAGUCUCAAAUCUCGCGGGAUCUGAAGCGGGCGAGACCAGAGGAGCCGCCUCUAUGAAGAUGCUGAUGUGUGACCGUGGGGUCCAGAUGCUCGUGACGACGGUGGGCGCGUUCGCCGCCUUCAGCCUCAUGACCAUCGCCGUGGGGACGGACUACUGGCUGUACUCCCGCGGGGUGUGUCGCGUGAAGAGCAGCGGAGACAACGACACGAGCCGAAAGAACGAGGAGGUGAUGACGCACUCCGGCCUCUGGAGAACCUGCUGUCUGGAAGGAACGUUCAGAGGCGUCUGUAAGAAGAUCGAUCACUUCCCAGAGGACGCAGACUAUGAAGCCGACGCCGCUGAAUACCUGCUCCGUGCAGUUCGAGCCUCCAGCAUCUUCCCCAUCAUGAGUGUGGGCCUGCUGUUCCUGGGGGGCCUGUGUGUGGCCGCCAGCGAGUUCUACCGCAGCAGACACAACGUCAUCCUCAGCGCCGGGAUUUUCUUCGUCUCCGCAGGCCUCAGUAACAUCAUUGGGAUCAUCGUGUACAUCUCGGCGAACUCUGGGGACCCGGGUCAGAGCGACAGUAAGAAGUCGUACUCGUACGGCUGGUCCUUCUACUUCGGGGCGCUGUCCUUCAUCAUGGCGGAGAUGGUGGGCGUCCUGGCCGUGCACAUGUUCAUAGAGAAGCACCGGAAGCUCCGGGCCAAGUCCCGCACCGAGCUCAUCAAGAAGUCGGCCUUCAGCCGCAUCCCGUCCUACCGCUACCGCUUCCGCCGCCGCUCCAGCGUCCGCUCGUCCGAGGCGCCCAGCCGCGACGCCUCCCCCCUGGGCAAGGGCGGCUACACGGGGCCCGCCGCCUCCGAGAUGCCCAUGUACACGCUGAACCCCAGGGAGGCCGGCAACGCCGGGUCCAAGGCCGGCGGCGGGGGGGGCGUCGGCCUGGGGGGGCUCCUCAACUCAGAGCGGGAGUUCCUCCAGAGCAGCACCCUCACCAAAGACUACAACAAGGACCCCAACCGCAGGACCACCCCGGUCUGAGAGCUGCCCCUGUACAUACACACCCACCAACCCGACGGACACCAGGACCAGGACCAGGACCAGGACCGGGACCAGGACCAGGACCAGGACCAGGACCAGGACCAGGACUGGGGAGGGUCUGAUAAACUGUGACUGUGAACUGUGAACUUUUAGCCUUUGAACUGUGAAUCCUGAGCCUGUGAGAGUUGGAGGGCGAGAGGUCGCUUUCAGACCAGAAGUUGUUCCCGACUCCACUGAUGGACCGGACCAGGUCCAGGUCCUGGUUUUAGUUCAGAGACAGAACCUUUAACCCUUCACAGGCUGCGUUUCCUCCCCCCCACAAAUUAACUGGUAAUGAAACACGUCUAAAAACAGCUCGACAUCUAAAGGUGUUGGUGGUUUCAACGUAAAAGCUUCUCUCCUGUGACCAGUUCAUGUUCAGUCUAAGAGAAUUAUGGGAUGUCACAUAAAGACCAGACUUCAUCUCUAAACUCCUUUCAGUGGAAACACGCACAAUUUAUCAAAGCUUCACAAGUAUUACUUUUAUUUUGAAAAACCGUAAUGGAAACGCAGCCAGUGAAAAACUGAACCUUAAAAACUAGAAAAUCCAGAUUAAUCCUCCUAUUAUUUAUCUCUGGAGUCAGUUUGAGCUCAUUCAGUGUUUAAUGUUGCUUCAUAUUUAACCACUUUUCCUAAUUUAAUGGAGACACUGGCCCCGACACAACACGUUAUUAUUCUUAACAGUUUUUCUUAUAAAGAACUGACUGUUUUAACCGUUUUUUUUUUUUCUGGAGGUUUAAAUUGACCCUGAGGAUGAACCAACGUUCAGGUAGUAGGAGGAUUAAUGAACCUAACGUCCCAUGAAGGGUUAAACUGACGCGGAGCAACUUCUCCUGAAAACGACCUCGUGUCUGAUUUAAAACGCUUUAUUUAUUCCCAGCGCGACGGAAACUGAGCCGCCCUCGUCUGAUCCCAGUCGCACCGACUCCAGAUCAGCCUGGAGGCUUUUAGACGGCGACAUCAGAUCCAUCGGUGCUUCCUUUCACGUCUUCUUCUUCAUUUCUGUUCCUUUCUCACCUGGAGAAGAAGAUCCAGAUCCAGAUCCAGAUCCAGAUCCGUGUUGUGUGUCGUCCAUCUCUCACCUCACUGGCAGCACUCACCCCUCAUCCUCCCCCGUAAAAACUAAACCUAGAUUUAGUUCCCGUCUUCCUCGGUCCUAGACUAGUUCCUGGAGACAGACCGCUGAGCUGUGAAUACAAAAAAAAAAAAAAAAAGACAUUUAAGGAAGAAGAGAUGGACGUUUGUUGUGUUUGCCCGCUACCUCCUGGUGGAUGAAACCACGUCCACCCGCCAGAGACACUGUCCACAGGUCAGAGACACUGUCCACAGGUCAGAGACACUGUCCACAGGUCAGAGACACGCGAGGAUCAAUUCACGCAGCCUCUCGGCCUCGUUUCCACCCGGAGACACAACCACGUUAAAAUCAUGAUAAUCUAUCACUGCCUGAACAAAGAACCGACUCACAAAGAGACGACAAAGACCCCGACGCACCAAACCUGCACAACGCGGCAUCCUCCACAACAACGCGACAACACGACAACCUAAACAACAACACAACAUCCUCCACAACAACGCGACAACACAACAACACGACAUCCUCUACAACAACACAACAACCUCCACAACAACACGACAACACAACAACC